This is a messenger RNA of Solanum dulcamara, 1979 nucleotides long. RefSeq names its product F-box protein At5g03100-like. Lineage: Eukaryota; Viridiplantae; Streptophyta; Magnoliopsida; Solanales; Solanaceae. Gene Ontology annotation, molecular function: protein binding. The record is from RefSeq and is a predicted model, not a curated record.
UUCUUUGGUUUUACAUUUCCCGCCAACUUUACCAAAUCUGCAAUUGAAGGUUUAUACUCCAAGUCUCCAUGGAAAAGCAGAAGAAAAUCAUGGCGGCGGCCGGAGGAGGAGACCGGCUGAGUGAUCUGCCGGAGCCGAUUCUACACCACAUCCUCUCUAAGUUGUGGGACGAAAAACAAGUUGUGCGAACCAGCAUACUCUCUACACGAUGGCGAUUUCUUUGGAUGUCCGUUCCAUUAUCACUCUGUUUCACCUUCCCCGAUAGUGAAAAUCAAAAUUUCACUCUUGCUUACCUGGCUUGCAUCAACGGAGAACUUUAUUAUUGGAAGUCUUGCGAGAAAAUCAAGAGAUUCCGUGUGUGGCGCCUUAGGUACGACGAGAUUUAUGCUAAAGACGUUGAUUUAUGGAUACAUUUUGCUAUGAAAGUUGCUAAUGUUGAAGUAUUUACACUUUCAAUUAUUUCUGUAAAUCAACAAAAAUAUGAGUUUCCUCAGUUUGGUUAUAAAAAUUCUUCGUUAAGGGAAUUGGAUUUACAGCAUUGCCAAUUGAAUCCUUGUGGUAGUAGUGUUAAUUGGAGUAAUCUCGUUUCUCUUUCAAUUGGGUACGUGGAAUUGACUGAUGAUGCUAUGGAAAAGGUAUUAUCUGGUUGCCCUAACUUAGAACGCUUGGAACUACAAAAAGUUUCGGGCAUACAUCGUUUAGAAACUAAAUCUGUGAAGUUGAGAGAAUUGACAUUAGAAGAGUACUAUGAUAAGAAUCAAGAUAUUUGGCUCGAAAUAAUAGCCCCGCAUAUUAAGCAUUUGGAAAUUUUGGGAUUGAGCAGUGAGAUACGCAUCGAGCAGGGAAAUGUGGCUUCGCUUGUUUAUGCAAUCAUUCGUUUAAAUUUUGAUUUUGAGGAUGAGGAAAGCAACUUGGAGAAGGAGUUUAGGUGCUUGAAGGAACUUCUUCAAAGUGUUGCCCAUGUCGAGAAUCUUGAAUUGGGUAGCUGGUGCAUUGAGUGCUUGUCCAUUCUGGAGUUAAAAGGGUGGCAGUCUCCACCAUCAAGUCGGAAAUUGUUAGAACUUAACGUAGCCGGCGACCAAUUGGACUUCCCUGGAAUUUGCAGCUUUCUACAGAGCUCAUUGGAUCUUGAGACAUUGGUCAUUGACUGGUUUGAGGAUGCACCAAGAGACUUCCUAUCAAGUUACACAAAUGAGGAUAAACAGACGAGGAGGUUCGAGACACAUAAUUUUAACGGCUCAUUUCCACAUCUGAAAACCAUCAAGAUCGAUAACCUUUGGGGACUACUAAGUGAAAAUAAAUUUGUGCUGCCAUUGGUGAAAUAUUUGCUCAAGCAUGCGAUCGUACUAGAAAAGUUUGUCAUUGGUACAUCAUUCGUAGGGAGUGAUUUGUUUCCGGAUCAUGCUAAAAUGACACAGGAGUUCCUAAGCUUUCCAAGAUCAUCUCCGCACAUUUCAGUUGUCUUUUCUUAUUGAUAACCUUUGGCCCCUAUCGUUUGAACCAGUUGCAACAUAUCAAACUAAUUUUGUGAAGGAAGCUAAGCAGUGGAACCUUGGCCCAUCGUGUAUGCUGGGGUUAUUACAGAAGGAAAGAAAUAGUUGGUGCUUUGAAGGUAAAGCGUUUUGUAGCCAGGUCCAUUCCGUUUGGGCUCUCUGUUCACACUCCAGUUGGGCCUGGGCGUGAAGGGGUGUUAGAGUGGGUAAAAUGUCUCACAUUGAUUGGGAAAUGGAUUGGUGGUCUCCUUAUAUGGACUUGGACAAUCAUUUCUUCAUGAGUUAGUUUUUAGGAUUGAGUUCGGCCCAGAUAUCACAUUUUUAAGCAAACUAAGAAGUGUAUUGUUGUGAAUUGUGAUAUAAUUUUUGUACUCACAAGUAGGGGUGUACAUGGACCGGGUUGGUUCGGAUUUUUUACAAAUCAAACCAAACCAUUUGUGUCGGGUUAUUAAAUCUAUAAACCAAACCAAACCAAUAAAAGUCGGG